Molecule: messenger RNA, 1905 nt
Organism: Medioppia subpectinata
Lineage: Eukaryota; Metazoa; Arthropoda; Arachnida; Sarcoptiformes; Oppiidae
Source: the annotation of a GenBank genome assembly
GCUGGACAAGAAUUAGAUGAUUUGGUUCAAAAACAGGCGGAUAGUGUCCGACAACUUAAGUCUGAUAAAGCAGACAAAGCUCUUGUCGACGAAGCCGUCAAAAAGUUAUUACAACUCAAAGUGGAUUACAAGAAGACCACCGGAACUGAUUGGGUGUCUAAAGCGGCUGCGCCUCAAAGCGCUGCCAGAUCUGCACCGCAAAGUCAGGCCAAACAAAGCGCUCCCAAAUCGGCGAAUGAAAAACCAAAUAAAAAGAGUGACAAUAAGCCUAAAGCCGCGGCUAAAGAGGUAUCGGCGGCCGAAAGCAAAUCGGGAGCUAAAAAACAGACGCGUUUAGGCAUUGAGACGCGUAAGAGUGAGAACACCGCCGACUGGUAUACGGAAGUGAUAACCAAAGGCGAAAUGAUUGAGUACUACGACGUGAGCGGCUGUUAUAUACUGAGGCCGUGGGCUUACGCUAUAUGGGAGACCAUUCAGGCGUUCUUCGACGCCAAGAUCAAGGGGUUAGGCGUCGAGAACUGCUAUUUCCCAAUGUUUAUAUCGAAGGCAGCGCUCGAGACCGAGAAGACACACAUCGCCGACUUCGCGCCGGAAGUGGCCUGGGUCACCAAAUCGGGCCAAUCAGAGCUCGCAGAACCCAUCGCCAUACGGCCCACUUCGGAGACAGUGAUGUACCCGUCGUACGCCAAAUGGCUCGCAGAACCCAUCGCCAUACGGCCCACUUCGGAGACAGUGAUGUACCCGUCGUACGCCAAAUGGGUUCAAUCGCAUCGAGACCUACCCAUCCGACUGAACCAGUGGUGUUCAGUCGUGCGCUGGGAGUUCAAGACGCCGACACCAUUCCUGCGCACGCGUGAGUUCCUGUGGCAAGAGGGACACUCGGCCUUCGCCACCCAACACGAGGCCCUCGAAGAGGUCUACACUAUACUCGACUAUUACGCUCAGGUCUACGAGUAUUUGUUGGCCAUUCCGGUCAUCAAAGGCCGCAAGACUGAGAAGGAGAAGUUCGCGGGCGGAGACAUGACGACCACAUGCGAGGCCUAUGUGGGCACAAACGGUCGCGGCAUUCAAGGCGCCACUUCUCACUACUUGGGCCAAAAUUUUAGCAAAAUGUUUGAUAUAGUGUUCGAAGACCCGCAAGAAGUGGGCAAAAAGGCGUACGCCUACCAAAACUCAUGGGGUUUGUCGACCCGCUCUAUCGGCGCUGUGGUUAUGAUUCACGGCGACGAUAAGGGGCUCGUAAUGCCUCCGCGUGUGGCCAAACUGCAAGUGAUUGUCGUUCCGUGCGGUAUAACCGCCACCACUACCGACGAAGACAAGAAUAAACUGAUGGACGGAUGCAAACAAUUGGAACACAAGCUGAGAGGCGCCGGCAUUCGCGUGAAGUGCGAUCUGUCGGACCACUACAGCCCCGGCUGGAAGUUCAACCACUGGGAGCUGAAGGGAGUGCCCGUUCGCGUCGAGUUCGGCCCCAAAGACAUGCAAAAGGGAGAGUUCGUCGCAGUGAGACGAGACACCGGCGAUAAAAGCACUCACAAACUGUCCGCAGCGGCCAAUGACUGCACACAACUCUUGCAACAGAUUCACGACAGUCUCUUCACCAGAGCUAAAGAGGAACGCGAUUCCCAUCUCAUCGUCACUCAACAGUGGACUGAAUUUAUGACAAAACUGGACCAGAAGUUCAUAAUGUUGUCGCCAUUCUGUGGCGAAACUCAAUGCGAGGAUCAGAUCAAGAAAGACAGCGCCAAAGAGGACGUGUCGGACGCUUCGGGACCGCUGAUGGGCGCCAAGUCGUUGUGCAUACCGUUAGAUCAGCCAAAGCCCGUCACACCAGACAUGGCGUGCAUUAACCCUCACUGCAAAUCAAAGCCCAAAUACUUCACACUAUUUGGUCGAAGCUAUUAA